Carcharodon carcharias (great white shark) is the source of this 3903-nucleotide messenger RNA. Its product is annotated as contactin-associated protein-like 5. The record is from RefSeq and is a predicted model, not a curated record. NCBI's taxonomy places the organism in Eukaryota, Metazoa, Chordata, Chondrichthyes, Lamniformes, Lamnidae. Bases 1 to 3903 code for a protein of 1300 amino acids. The transcript is spliced from 24 exons.
AUGUAUUACAAUGAGUUUCCUGACGUCCGGUGGCUGGAAACGUGGCCUGCCAUUGAUGACUGUGAUGAUCACUUGGUGUCUGAUUUGCCUCAGUUGGUGUUUGAUUCCUCCUCCGAGUUGUCGAGCAGUCACAGCCCUGGUUUUGCAAAGCUGAACAGACGAGAUGGGGCAGGUGGAUGGUCCCCACUGGAAUCUAACAAACACCAGUGGCUGCAGAUAGAUCUCGGCGAGAGGACAGGAAUUACUGCUGUAGCAACUCAAGGUCGAUAUGGUAGUUCAGACUGGGUAAUAAGUUACCUGUUAAUGUUCAGUGAUACUGGAAGGAACUGGAAGCAGUAUCGUCAAGAAGACAGCAUUUGGGCUUUUACAGGGAACUCCAAUGCGGAUGGUGUUGUGCGACACAAGUUGCAGCAUUCUAUUAAAGCAAGACUCCUUCGUUUUGCUCCUCUUGCGUGGAAUCCGCAUGGGAGAAUAGGAAUGAGGGUUGAAGUCUAUGGCUGUUCGUACAAAUCUGAUGUAGCUGACUUUGACGGCAGAAGUUCCCUACUUUACAGAUUCAAUCAAAAGAGCAUGAGCACGGUCAAGGACAUCAUUUCUUUGAAGUUCAAAACGAUGCAAAGUGACGGAGUUAUGUUGCAUGGAGAAGGACAGAGGGGAGAUUGUAUCACAAUGGAGCUAAAGAAAGGCAAACUCUCACUGGAGAUCAAUUUAGGUAGCACAAAGUUGCAUUCCAUCAACGGCCAAACCUCAGUCACACUGGGGAGCCUGCUGGACGAUCAGCACUGGCACUCCGUUACAAUCGAACGCUACAACAAACAAGUGAACUUCACCGUGGAUAAGCACACGCAGCACUUUCGAACCAAAGGAGAGUUUGAUCAUCUGGAUAUUGAUUACGAGCUCAGUUUUGGAGGAAUCCCAGUUCCAGGCAAAUCGGUGAAUUUUUUGAGGAAGAACUUUCAUGGCUGCAUUGAAAAUCUCUAUUACAAUGGAGUGAAUAUUAUUGACUUGGCCAAGAGACAUAAACCUCAGAUACACGUUAUGGGUAAUGUAAGUUUCUCAUGUUCAGAGCCACAUAUUAUUCCAGUCACGUUCAUGGCUUCAAGCAGUUACUUGCUGCUGCCUGGCCCACCUCAAAUGGACGGACUGUCUGUCAGUUUCCAAUUCCGCACAUGGAACAAGGAUGGUCUGUUGCUGUACAAUGGACUUCGUGAAGCAUCUGGAGUUCUACUGAUUCAUCUCAGUGAUGGAAAGCUGAAAAUAACCAUUCUGAAACUGUCAAGGACCCAAACUGACAUUGCUACAGGUACACAGCUGAAUGAUGGGCAGUGGCAUUCCAUUCAUUUCAAUGCAAGGAGGAAUCAUGUCAGCAUCACACUGGACAAUGAUGCUGCCUCGACUGUUCAUUCAACUGUACAGAUUCAUUCAGGAAACAGUUAUUAUUUUGGAGGCUGCCCUGAAACUGUCAGAAACGCUGGAUGUUCCAAUCCCUAUGGUGCUUUUCAUGGCUGCAUGCGACUCAUCUUCAUAGACAAUCAGCCAGCAGAUCUCAUUCUGGUGCAACAGGGCUUACAGGGAAACUUCAGUGACCUUCAAAUAGACUUGUGCGGUAUUGUGGACAGAUGUUUGCCAAAUUACUGUGAGCACGGAGGAGAAUGCUCACAGUCCUGGAGUACCUUUUACUGUGACUGUGCAGGGACUGAAUAUAAAGGAGCCACCUGCCAUAACUCGGUGCAUGAACAGUCAUGUGAAGCUUACAAACACAAAGGGAAUACAUCAGGUUUCUUCUCCAUUGAUCCAGAUGGCAGUGGCCCAGUGGGAUCGCUCCUCGUGUACUGUAACAUGACAGAAGAUAAAACCUGGACUGUGAUUCAGCACAACAACACUGAGCUAACUAUAGUGCGAGGCUCUACUGCAGAAAAACCUCACCUCGUGCAUUUUAACUACAAUGCCAGCAUGGAACAGCUUCAAGCCAUGAUUAACAGUAUGGACUACUGUGAGCAGAAAGUGGCUUACCACUGCAAGAAGUCACGCCUUUUAAAUACGCCCGGUGGUGUACCAUUCACAUGGUGGAUCGGGAGGACGAACGAUAAACAAGCUUACUGGGGCGGUUCAUCACCAGGAGUUCAGAAAUGUGUCUGCGGAUUGGAGGGGAACUGCUUUGACACAAAUUACCACUGUAACUGUGAUGCUGAUAAUGAUAAAUGGACUAAUGACACAGGACAUCUUUCAUACAAAGAUCAUUUACCUGUAACACAGAUAACUAUUGGGGACACAGACAGAACGAACUCAGAAGCUGCCUAUAGACUCGGACCACUUCGUUGCUAUGGUGACAGGAAUUACUGGAACGCAGCAUCGUUCAACACUGAGUCCUCAUAUCUCCAUUUCCCCACAUUCCACGGUGAGCUCAGUGCGGACAUUUCAUUUUUCUUCAAAACGACUGCUUCCUCAGGGGUUUUCCUGGAGAAUCUCGGAAUUAAGGACUUCAUAAGGAUUGAGCUGAACUCUCCAAUGGAAGUGGUUCUCUCAUUUGAUGUGGGUAAUGGACCGUUUGAGGUGACUGUGAAAUCGCCUACGCAUUUGAACGACAAUCAGUGGCAUUAUGUUGAAGCAGAACGAAAUAUCAGAGAGGCAUCCCUUCAAGUGGAUCACCUGCCAAGAGAAGCUCAGGAGGCCCCCUCUGAUGGACACAUCCAGUUACAGCUCAGCAGUCAACUGUUUGUAGGCGGAACUGCCUCAAGACAGAAGGGAUUUCUCGGAUGCGUUCGCUCUUUACGGUUAAAUGGAGUCACCCUUGAUCUUGAAGAAAGAGCCAAAAUUACCCCUGGGGUGAAGCCAGGAUGCCUGGGACACUGCAGCAGUUACGGUAACCUGUGUCACAAUGGAGGGAGGUGUAUCGAGAAGUACAACGGCUACUCGUGCAACUGUAGUCGCUCUGCAUAUGAUGGACCGUUCUGUAAAAAAGAGAUUUCUGCCCUCUUUGAGCCUGGAACAUCACUGAUGUACACCUUAGAGAAAUCUUCCACCAUUGUCAGGAAUUUAAGUGACCCUUCAUCUGCUGUGCCCUCAGAUGUCACUCUCUUAAGGGAGAAUAUUGCAUUCAGUUUUCGAACUACACAUACACCAUCUAUGCUUCUUUAUAUCAGUUCUCUUAAUGAGGAAUAUUUGGCUGUGACUCUGUCAAAAAAUGGGAGCUUUCAAAUAAGGUACAAACUGGACGGUGAUAAAGAUCCUGUUUUCUUGAGCAUUGAUACCAGAAACUGGGCAAAUGGCCAGCUUCACAGUGUCAAGAUCAAUCGAGAAGGGAAGGACAUCUACAUUCAGAUUGACCAGUCUGCGACUGUGAAGUACAGCCUCCCCUCAGUUACAGAUCUCGAAUUCAACACCAUUAAAUCGCUCAUUCUGGGCAAGGUUAUGGACAGCGAUAAUCUAGAUAAAGACGUACUGAGGGCAAACACAGAAGGCUAUGUUGGCUGCCUCUCAUCGGUCCAAUUCAAUGGGAUUACUCCUCUGAAAGUUGCAUUGCAUCAUCCAGGUUCUCCCCUAGUCUCUGUAAAAGGACAUUUGGUUGAAUCAAACUGUGGAUCUUCCAUUGCGAGUGAAUCGAUUGCAGUCACCACAUCAUACUCUUUAACAGAUCAUUCUGGGGCAAUAGAUUUGGGGCAGCCAUUAAAAAAUUCAGUCAGAAGUGACUCAGCAGUCAUUGGAGGCGUGAUAGCGAUUGUGAUCUUCGUUGUCCUCUGUGUCAUUGCUGUAACGGGACGCUUGUUAUACAGACACAAAGGCACGUACCGCACCAACGAAACAAAGGGAGCAGAAUAUGCUGAGAAUGCCGAUACCACACUGAAGAACAAUGCCAAUUACCAGGACUCCGUUAGUGAAGGCAAGAAGGAAUAUUUCAUCUGA